This is a messenger RNA of Lampris incognitus (smalleye Pacific opah), 3171 nucleotides long. RefSeq lists its product as uncharacterized. The record is from RefSeq and is a predicted model, not a curated record. Bases 598 to 3027 code for a protein of 809 amino acids. NCBI's taxonomy places the organism in Eukaryota, Metazoa, Chordata, Actinopteri, Lampriformes, Lampridae. Gene Ontology annotation, biological process: negative chemotaxis; semaphorin-plexin signaling pathway; neural crest cell migration. Gene Ontology annotation, molecular function: chemorepellent activity; semaphorin receptor binding. The transcript is spliced from 14 exons.
CAGGUGGAGGAGCCCGAAGGACUAAAAGCGGGAUUCAGACAAGGCAACAAAAAAAAACUUUUUAAAAAUAAAACAUCAUCCGGUGUAUCGCAGAUUGACGCUUAAGGUCGCUUGGGGUGGACCAGCAUGAAGACGCUGUUAUCCAAUGUCACUUGACUAGCAACUGUGGCAGCAUGGCUUCAGGACCACCCUCCAGAGAGGACGGCUAGUGUCUUGUUAGCACCGUGUAGGAGGCUAACACCAACACAGCCAUCCGCCAUUCAGGACACCAAAGGUCUUUUCAGUUGUCAGCUCAACUAAAUCAAAAUGAACUGAACUGAGCCAGAUGUGCACUUGCCUAGUUAAAUGACUGUUAGAAGUAUCUGGAACCGUCUUAGAGGAUCUUUGUAUGUGAGACAUCUGGGCCCAGCAGAGUGCAUAUUCAGGACAGCAGAAUCACCAGAGUGCAAAAAAAUACAACAACAGUCGAGACCUCUGGACUGAAUCAUCAACCAGGUUCUUCCGCUAUGCUCCGACUCUGAGUGACAGCACACUGAUUUGGUGGGAGAGCAGGGCUGAGCGGCUCCUCCACAGCUGGACGAAUCUGGACUCUAAGCCAUGUCUCCUCUCUAUGUCCUGACCAUUCUCUGUGGAUUGUUCCUCUCUUUGGCAUACGGUGCUCUCGACUCUCACUACUGUGUUCCACGAAAGACCGUACCCUAUCAGAAUGGGCUGAAAUUGUUUAGAGAGGAGGGGAUCUGGAACUAUACCACCAUGCUGAUGAGAGAGGACCUGGGUGUGCUUCUGCUGGGGGCCAGAGAGGCAAUCUAUGCCCUGGACGUCGACAACAUCUCUGUCAAAAAGGCUGCGGCUUACUGGCGAGUCACCGAAGAGAAACAGAGGGAGUGCACGUACAAGGGGAAACAUGCAGAGGUGGAAUGUCGUAACUACAUUCGGACUCUGCACACAGUGAACGACAACAGAAUGUAUGUGUGUGGGACCAAUGCUUUCAGUCCCACCUGUGAUUAUAUGGCAUAUUCUGAUGGACAGCUGAGUCUGGAGGGAAAACUGGAGGAGGGCAAGGGGAAGUGUCCCUUUGAUCCAUUCCAAAGAUACUCCUCCCUUAUGAUCGGAAAUGACCUGUAUUCUGCGACAUCCAUCAACUUCUUGGGUUCUGAACCUGUGGUUCUCCGCAGCUCGGCCUCAGCUCUCCGCACUGAGUUUAAGAGCUCUUGGCUUAACGAGCCCAACUUUGUGUACAUGGACUUUGUGAAUGAGAGUGUGGACAGUCCUGAUGGGGAUGACGACAAGGUGUAUCUGUUCUUCAGCGAGAAUGCUAUGGAAUAUGACUUCUACAGCAAAAUUGUGGUGUCAAGAGUGGCUCGUGUCUGCAAGGGGGAUAUGGGAGGCCAGAGGACGCUGCAGAGGAAAUGGACGUCGUUCCUGAAGGCUCGUCUGGACUGUUCCCUCCCUGAACCCAGCCUGCCCUCCAUUGUCCAGGAUGUCUUCCUGCUUAAGCACCAGGACUGGAGGAAGAGCGUCUUCUAUACUGUUUUCACUCAGCAGUCGGGCACGUCAGACCUUUCUGCAGUGUGUGCAUACAGCGUGUCCGCCAUUGGAAAAGUUUUUAAUGAGGGCAAGUUUAAGACUCCCGUUGCAGUGGAGACGUCUCAUGUGAAGUGGGUGAUGUACAGCGGAGAACCUCCUGUCCCCAGACCAGGAGCUUGCAUCAACAACGAAGCCCGAAAGCUCGGUAUGACCCGCUCUCUCGACCUUCCUGACAAAACGCUGCAGUUCAUCCGAGACCGCCCCCUCAUGGAUGAAGCUGUACGACCGUUGACAGGCAGUCCAAUGCUGGUCAAGAAGGGGCCCACGCUGACUCGGAUCGUGGUGGACAGUGUGAUGGCGCUUGAUGGAGAAAUAUACCCGGUCAUGUUCAUUGGCACUGAAAAUGGCUACAUUCAGAAGGCUGUCAACUACGCAGGGGAAAUGUUCAUUAUUGAAGAACUUCAGGUGUCAGUGAACCCCGACCCUAUCAGGACCCUGCGCCUCUCCUCCAGAAAGGGCCAGCUGUAUGCAGGUUCUGAGUUUGGUGCCGUCCAAAUGCCGGUUAGUAACUGCAGCCGCUACGAGUCUUGUAUGGACUGCAUCCUGGCCAGAGACCCUUACUGUGCCUGGGAUCUCUCUGCUGAUCAGUGCUCACCAGUCUACAGCUUAGACUCAACCUCAGAUUCUGCCAUUCAGAGUCUAAAACAAGGGGAUGUCUCAAAAUGUCCUAAGCCAGAGCCAGUAGCAGCUGUGGACUUCAUCCUAACUCCAGGGAACAACAUUCGGCUGCCGUGCCAGCCAAACACCAACCUGGCGCAGAUCCACUGGCGUUUCACAUACCAAACGCUUUAUUCAAACAGCAAAUACUACAUCUACACUGGAGGACUCCUCAUUCUGAAUGCCUCGGCAUCAGACACUGGCCUCUACACCUGUGAUUCGGAAGAGCACAUCAAUGGCAGAAUAUACAACAGGACCAUGGCGGUUUAUCAGUUACGAACCCAUACUGUUGUGGGAGAAGAGGAUAGAACUACUCUAGCCGACGGGGUGACAGAUUCCUCAGAUUCAGUCCAAAGUCUGUAUACAACUCCACCGGUGCAAAUCCCAGAACCGGACACUGAGGAGCCCCUGCCCCCAGAGACCCAGACAGAGGCUGGCUGGAUAGUGAGUCUGAAAGUAGCAGUGGCUCUGUUGUCACUGCUGUCUCUGUCCUUGGGCAGUAUUAUCUUCUGGAACUGGAGCAGGAGCUGUUUUCGGUGUUUCCCGGUCUCACAAACCUCCAGCGAAAGUCAGGUGAAAAGGCUGUCGGCUGAAUACAUGCACAUUCAGAACAGAACUUCAGAGAAUAAGAUACUUGGCCCUGCAUCCGGAAGCCCUUGCAGCGCUAACAAUAACCACACUACUUUUGACUUCAGAGGGAACGGGGAACACCACUUCACACCUAUGGCCAACAUUUCAAGUUUGGAUGGUCUCGGGUUCAUCAAUGACGAGUCAGAGAUUUGACACUACCGAAGCAUUUAUUAAAUUAAAGCCUAUGACAAAUUAUCUGUGGGGUUUCUUCAGAGGUCUUUAUUCUAACACAAGUCAUGCUUAUUUCUCAUCCCAUAAAAUCUCCUGAAAGAAUUUUGUCAAAAAAACCCUUAGUUU